UGAAAAAACUUCGCGAUAUGGAAUCUGAUGGACCAGAAGCCAACAUGCGGACCGAGUACCUUAAGCUUCUCCUCUUCGUCAUGCAGCGCAACAAACUCGCUGGAAUAUUUGAAAAAGCUCCACCGGAUGGACCGCUGCAGGCUUUUCCUCCAAAUUACAAGGUCCCCAGGUCAAUUGUAGUUAAAUGCGAUAAUUUGUGACGAAUAUCGAGCUACUUCGCUGAGUACAUUAGGCUCUGAAUUUUUGGUAAAAAAAAUUUGCAACAUCCAUUCAAAAAAUGCCAGAUGAAAAAAGGAAAAAUUUUCAAGUUGAAAUCAGUAUGUACAUUUUAUUGUUAACGUCGUCAGGCUACGGAAAUGCUGUCUUUAGUCAAGCCGAGAAAAGCAGCAGCGCUAGCUUAUCCUCCGGUAUUCACAUCCGUCGGAGGUGAUCUUUGUCAGUUUGUGGCUGUUCAGGAGAUUCCUAAUUUCGGGCUUCAUGGCUACUACGCCAUUUCAAUUGAACCAUUGUCAAAAUGGUCACACGCCAGUACGAAUGCGGCCAAGAAGGCGAAACUGAAGCCCAAGCAUUUCGCCGAUUGUUUCAAAGACACGUGCAAACUUGCCGAGGAUACUUACCAUUCAAAGAAUAAGCCUGACAAACCGGCUUCUUCGUCGUUAUCAACAUCGCAACAGCAGAUGCCAGAAUCUGCCAAUAAAAUUUCUCAGGAAAUUACUGAUCCUGAAAACACAGAAACUGGUUCUGAAAAUAAGAAAAAACAACCGACUAACUGCGAAAGGAUUUCAGGACCAACACCUCAGUUUGUACCGUUCCCACCAAUCCCAUACCAGUCAUACCGAAGAGAAAUCGCGGGUUUUGAGUCCCGACCAACAUGGGGCAGGAGUCGCUACAUUGAAAGGCUGAUCGACGAAUCUCCUCACCUGCCUACCGAUCUUGACGUGUCUGAGGCAGAUGCAUUGCUGCAUGGGAUCAGUGACAAGACAUUCAAAAAAGCCGAAAAUCAUGGACCGUGUGCCAUCUCGGAAACUAGACGGCGUGUUGAACGGAUGAUGGACCUUCCUCCUUGUGCGCUCGAUCCAGGGGAAGCACUUCCACCUCCAGCUUCACCGUACACAUGUUGUCCAAAAAAGGAGCGAGUCAUUGACACACACUGUGUCGACUUGUGUCUGAGCGAGCAGGAUUUUUACCCAUGUGGAGAAAUGUCAAGCAUGUCCCUACGAGGAGGUAGUGACAGCGGAAGCUGUUGCAAUUCUCAAAAUCAGAGAUCCAGAUCCCGCACAUCAAGCAAUAGUAGGAUCAAUGAUGUGAACUCUCGUCAAUAUUAUGCAGCGCAAUUUCCACGACAGCAACGAAGCGAUCAGACCCCUCGUUAUGGGCCCAUCAACGACGAAACGGAUGACACAUUGGAUGUUGAUACAUCGAUACAAAAUAUUACAACGACAAGCAGAUACUUGGAUCCAGAAAAAUCCGGCAAUUUCAAAUGGCUUGAGGACAUGGAACACGUAACUUUUUCUGAUCCUACAGAAAUGUCCUUUACAGGGUCUGAUUCGAGAGCACGGAUGAGGUCAUUUUCUUCGAACACGACGGCGAACGGUGGAUGUCCAGAUUUCGAUGACGCGCCGUCGAUAAACGAAGAACUACACCCUGAAGAACUGAUGCCUCGAGCUGCACAGCGAAUGCAGUCCUCCAAAUUACAUCAUUCACAAAGAUCCUCGUCCCCUCCGGGCCGAUCCUCAUCUUGUUAUCGUAACAACAGAUCCUACGCUCACGAUAAUUGGGAACAGCAGAGGGGACUGAGCCACAUUAAUGAGAACAUUGAACCAUCGAUCGCAGUCGUGAGACGAAGGUACGCCAAAUCCCGAGAAGCGUCAAAUCGCCGUCCCGAAAUACACGAAAAGACGUACCGGUGGAAAGAAAUAAUUGACGAAACUGAAUCAAGCAGAAAUGAGUCUCUAUGUUCAAAAGAUGCCAACAGAAUGUCAAGCUUUGAUCCUGAGUAUUUGGAUUACAUAGAAGCUGUAAGAUCAGAUCGUAACUAUUGCUGCGAAGAUGAAGACGAAGAAAUAGAAAAACCACGUUAUUCUAAUCGUAUUAGUGGACAGGCAAUGGACAGGGAUAUGUUACAAUAUACAAAAAAAUUAAUGAGGCCACCAAAAGCACCACCGUCAUCCGGGAGAGUGAUCAUGCCGCUCUCCAAGCAGAGUCAAAGAAAACAGAGGAUCCAAGAAAUGGAAGAGACGGAUUCUCCUGAUGUGAAUGUUGACGAAGAUGAAUAAAAAUUAACACCAGACUAAUAAUUUGCAUGUUACAAUUU
Molecule: messenger RNA, 2314 nt
Organism: Diprion similis
Lineage: Eukaryota; Metazoa; Arthropoda; Insecta; Hymenoptera; Diprionidae
Exons: 16
Coding region: 357-2276 (639 amino acids)
Source: RefSeq, a predicted model, not a curated record